AUGAAGCAGCGAAUUAGCUCCCUGGACCUACAAUUACUGGCCAGAGAACUGAAAGCGCAGCUAGAAGGUUGUCGGUUGGCCAAUCUGUACAAUGUGGCGGACGCUAGCAAGCAGUUUUUACUCAAAUUUACCAAAGGCGAGUCGAAGAUUAGCAUCUUGAUCGACUGUGGACUCAAAAUAUUUGCAACAGAGUUUUCCCGGCCAAUUCCACCGUCCCCUGGGCCGUUUGUUGCAAAGUUGCGCAAGCACCUAAAGGCGAAGCGGUUGACCACAGUGAAGCAGGUCGGCGCGGACAGAAUAUUAGUGUUGAGUUUCGCGGAUGGAUUAUUCUUCCUUGUUUUGGAGUUUUUUGCUGCAGGCAAUGUGAUCCUUCUUGAUGCUGAUAGACGCAUCUUGGCGCUGCAACGGGUGGUCCGUGAUCAUGAACAAAAGGUGGGCGAGAUAUACAACAUGUUUGAUGAUCACUUCUUGGAGGAUGUGUCUCUACCUGUUCCUAAGCUUGAUACUCAUACUUUACCCGUUGUUCAGGAACUGCUUAUCAAAACAAAGACUGCUGCAGAAGAAUCGAAGGCGGUAAUGCCCGCCGCUCCCGUAGGGGGGCGUAAACAAAGUUUGAAGGUGCCCUCUAUUCAUAAACUAUUGUUCAGUUCUUAUCCGUACCUCUCCAGCGAUCUUCUCAAUAAAAUCCUAAAGGAGCAUGGUAUAGAUCCUUCGCAGUCAUUCCUGGAACUAUUCGACUCUGCCGAUCAACUAGUAGACAUCUUGAAUAUUGCAGAAAAGGAGGCAUACAUGUUAUUAACGUCAGAAAAGAAGAACGGGUAUAUAUUGGCGCGUGAGAAUCCGCUGUACGAUGAGAAAAAAGAUGCAGAGGGCAUUAGGCUUACGUAUGAGCAGUUUCAUCCGUUUAGGCCGUACCUCCCUGAUGGUUCUCAAAAGAAGUUUGAAAUUGUCGAGGUCGACGGUGAUUACAACCGAACUGUAGACAAAUUCUUUUCAACGAUCGAUUCUACAAAAUACGCCUUACGCAUUCAGACGCAGGAACAAAAUGCGAGAAAGAAGUUAGAAAAGGCCAAAGCAGAGAACCAAAAGAAAAUACAGGCAUUGGUGGAAGUUCAGCAUACAAACGAGCAGAGAGGCAACGCUAUUAUUAAUAACAUUGAACUAGUUGAGGAAGCUAAAUCUGCAAUUCAAGGUUUACUUGACCAGCAAAUGGAUUGGACAUCUAUUGAAAAAUUGAUUAAAACAGAGCAGGCGAAAAGCAAUAGAAUUGCACGCGUGAUUAAGCUUCCUUUGAACCUAAAGGCCAAUAAAAUUAGCGUAGAGUUACCACUCUCAAAUGAAGAUGAUGAAUCAUCCGAUGGAAGCUGGGGAGAUUCUGAAAGUGAUUCAGGCUUCAGCUCCAGUGACGAUGAAUUAUCAGAUAGCGGUCUUUCGGACUUUGACGCCGAGGUGGUGCGGGGAAGUGGCAGCAAGAAUAAAAAAGGUAAAUCCAAGGUGUCAAACAAAUCGAUAACAGUUAGUAUUGAUUUAUCAAUGUCCGCUUAUGCGAAUGCUUCGAGUUAUUUUGAAAUGAAAAAAACGGGCGCCAAGAAACAACUAGGUGUUGAACAAAAUGUGCAAAAGGCCAUGAAGAACAUUGAGCAGAAAAUCGAGAAAGAUCUCAAGAAGAAAUUAAAAGAGCAGCACGAUGUUUUGCAGGUGAUACGAUCGCCAUACUUCUUCGAAAAAUACUUUUGGUUUAUAUCAACCGAAGGAUUCUUGGUGCUUAUGGGUAAAAGUGGCAUCGAAACAGACCAAAUCUACAGCAAGUACAUUGAAGAUGAUGAUGUAUAUGUGUCCAAUGGUUUUGGGUCCCAGGUAUGGAUAAAGAAUUUUGAGCGCACCGAAAUUCCGCCAAAUACUUUAAUGCAGGCCGGUAUCUUUGCCAACUCCGCAUCUGAAGCAUGGUCUAAAAAAGUUGCUACAUCACCAUGGUGGUGUGCGGCUAAAAACUUGAGCAAGUUCGAUGACGUUGGUGGUGGUCUCUUGCCUUCCGGGGCCUUCAGGCUCAAGAGUGAUGAAGCCAAGAAUUUCCUCCCGCCGGCUCAACUUGUGAUGGGGUUCGCUUUUAUGUGGAAAAUAAAGACCGACGAUGACCAAGAAGCAGGUUAUGAGGAAGAUAUGCCCGCUGAAAUCGACGAAAUGGGGGAAGUAAGUCAUCCUAGCGAGGAGAUGGUUGAAGAAUCUAUCGGCCCAGCCGAUAACCUCCUGCCCAGCAAUUCAAAUCAAUCUAUCAAUGACAUUAUUGAUGACAUUCCCCGCGUAGUUGGCUCUGAAAGUCCCGUGGAACAGACAGCGGGUGUUUCUGGUCUUGCUGAGACAAAAGAAAGCACACAUGAUAGCGAAUCAGUAGUGGUAUCCAUCAUUGAAAAUAUGAACAAAAAUGUUCGCGGUAAGAAGGGCAAAUUGAAGAAGAUUCAAAAGAAAUACAGCAAUCAGGAUGAGGAAGAUAUCUUACUGAAAUUGCAAGCAUUGGGUACGCUGAAGGGUAUUGAGAAACAACAGAAGGAAAAAGAAUCAGAGUUUGCUAGAGAGCAAGAGAGAGAAGUCAAGAAGAAGAGGAGAGAAAAGCAACAACAAGCGCAGGCCUUGAAGUUCACGUCCAGCGAGAAGGUGAAGGUUAACUAUAAGAAGAUCUUCAAGGAAUUGAAACCAGUGAUUUCAGCGGACGAGGAGGUACUAGCCCCAAUACCCGUGUUCGCUCCUUGGCCAGCGUUGACAAAGUAUAAAUACAAAGUCAAGGUUCAGCCUGGUACUGCCAAGAAGACCAAGUCUGUUAACGACGUCCUCCAUUACUUCCAGAGAAGAAACGUGGAUCCUCUGCAGAAAGACAAGGAAGCAGACUGGCCCGUUGAGCACGAGCUGUUGAAGGUAUUCAAGGACCAGGACUUCAUUCCUCUGAUUUGCGUGGAUAAGUUAAAAGUCUCUAUUCCGGGGGGUGGUGAAAAGCAGGGCUCUAAAACCAAAAGUAAGAAAAAGUAG
This is a messenger RNA of Eremothecium gossypii ATCC 10895, 3021 nucleotides long. RefSeq names its product Rqc2p (gene RQC2). Gene Ontology annotation, cellular component: RQC complex. The coding region runs from base 1 to 3021 and encodes 1006 amino acids. Gene Ontology annotation, molecular function: tRNA binding; ribosomal large subunit binding. The record is from RefSeq and is marked provisional. Gene Ontology annotation, biological process: ribosome-associated ubiquitin-dependent protein catabolic process; rescue of stalled cytosolic ribosome. NCBI's taxonomy places the organism in Eukaryota, Fungi, Ascomycota, Saccharomycetes, Saccharomycetales, Saccharomycetaceae. The transcript has a single exon.